Molecule: messenger RNA, 3265 nt
Organism: Armigeres subalbatus
Lineage: Eukaryota; Metazoa; Arthropoda; Insecta; Diptera; Culicidae
Exons: 2
Coding region: 1121-2494 (457 amino acids)
Source: RefSeq, a predicted model, not a curated record
UAGCAAGGCAAAAAGCUACCACCAUCCGGUAAAAUAGGAAAACCCACUAUACGGGUGCUCAGAGCGUAAGCAAGAAUUAAGAGAGCUGAGUGAAACAUGAGCUCAAGAUAAUUGUAUAUAUUUGAAAUAAACAGUUCUACUUUGACUUGUAACCAAACCAGUUGUGUCUGCCCUUUUACUCUUCAUUAAAGAAGCCUACUCAACCGAACAAGCCCAGAAGGAUAAUUUAGUGGUUAUAACAGUGGCGACGAGUGUGAAAUUUUUGCUACCUUUCCCGUUUUUUGCGUCCGCCGGUGUUUUUUCUUGCACUUUUGGCGUGAUUUUACGGAGUAAGUUGGUUUCAUAAAAGUGCAGAGUUAUAUACAAAUUAACUGCUUUUUGAAGUGUAACGCGUGCAUAUGUAAUUAUCGUCUAAAGUGAGGCGGCAUUUUGUCGUUUUAGCGUGGCGUUAUCAAAUCGCUUUUGUUGAUGAAGUGCUAAACGAUUUUAUUUUAAAAGAGUUUUUUUUAGAUUCGUAGAACAAAAGAAUCAGAGAACUUUUGUUGUUCUCCUUUUUUUGAUUUAGAAUUUCUUUUCUUCCAUUUUUUUAUUCUAAUUCCAUUUUCUUUUCAUCCACAAAGAUAAUAAACGACGAAACGACGUAUACCGAACGAGCACCAAUUUACAUCGGAGUCGACUGUGGUAAUCGGAGGCGUUUAUAACCAAUAUCGUCUUGUCGUUUGGUAACGCAGUGAAAGCGGUAUAAACGUUUUGCGGUGCAGGAGGUGAACACGGCCGUAAAGUGCAUAAUCGUCUAUCAACAUCGAGGUGCAUCGUGCGAGUCAGUGCAUUGACCUUUUUGAUUGUGACGACAUUGACGGCGAACUGGUGCAGUAUUUUGCAGUGAUUGAAUAUCGCCGUUAUAUUUACGUUGCCGUUGGAUUUCCUGGUGCUGCUGUUGUUGCUGGUGCCUGCUCUGCUAAUUGCAUUUUAUUGCUUGUGUGUUUGGAAGCUGUGCUGUUGGAUUUUGCUGCUGUUGUUGUUGUUGCUGAGCGGUGGCCGUCGUAUUUUGGCCGCUUUUAAGACCUUUUCGUGGUGAGUUUUUGAUUGCUCACGGUCUCAGCAGUUUGAAAUAAACAGGAUGUCUCUGACAACGACCACCGAACCUUACAUGCCGGGAACGAUCCCUUUCUCCCAAUAUUUAGAACAAUUGGAAUUUCUAUUUGAACACAAUAAUUAUACUGCAGAUAAAUAUAAAAUUUCCUUUCUUGCCGUAUGCGGCGUAGAGGUUUAUAGUCAGAUCAAGCUUCUUUUUCCGGGUCAGAACGUCAAGGACCUCACUUAUAAACAAAUAACUGACGAACUUAAAAAGAGAUAUGACAAAAAAGACUCUGACGUCAUACAUACAUACAAAUUCUGGACUCGUAGACAAGGCCAGUACGAGAAAUCUGAAGAUUUCGUACUUGCUGUGAAGCAAUUGGCUGAACUGUGCAAUUUUGGGAACUUCAAAGAAAGAGCAAUUCGGGAUGCAUUAGUCAUAAGGACUUACGAUCGGAGCUUGCAAAAAAAAUUAUUUGAUGAGGAUGAUUUAACGGCUUCCAAAGCCGAGAGGUUAAUUGUAAACCAGGAACUGUCAUCCGAUCGGACCCGUUUUGUAAAUCGCGACGACGAAAGUAGAGUUAGCGUGGUUGCCAGAUUAGGUAGAAGAGAAGAACGUGGCCCUCAUAAACAAUUCUACCGGAGCAGGAGUAGGAGUUUUGACCGAAACCGAAAUCAAUCAUUUUAUUCAGGCAGAGGCGAAGGUAGAGGAAACGGAAGCAGUAAUAGGGACAGAGUUUUUACGUGCUCCUUUUGUCACAAGACUGGACAUACCAAGAAAUUUUGUUUUAGAUUAAAGAGAAAAAGUCCAAAUAAAUCUAGACACACUGUAAAAUUUAUUGAUUCUCCCAGACCUUUGCCUACUAGUUCUUCGGGACUUUUUAAGCGUUUAAAAGACGAGAUCAAUAAUUCGGAUACCGAUGAGGAGGCCAUACCUUGCAUGAUGAUAUCGGCAAAAACCAAAAUGAAUGAGCCUUGUUAUGUUGAAGCAGUGGUUGAACGAAGAAGGGUCACAAUGGAGAUUGACUGUGGAUCAGCCGAGAGCGUAAUAUCAGAGUCACUAUUUCUAAGGAAUUUUAAGAAUUGCCGAAUUGAGAACAGUAACAAAAAACUCUAUGUAAUCGAUGGUAAUAGACUGAACAUUUUGGGUAAGGUGAAAGUAUCGGUGCAGCUGAAUGGAAUCGUAGGCGAAAUGUAUUUGAUUGUGCUGCAAGGGACUAAAGAAUUCGUACCACUCAUGGGUCGUAGCUGGCUGGAUCUCUUUUACAUGGGAUGGAGGAACACCUUCUCUGGUUUGACAAAACCCUGUCAACGGAUCAAUUCUAUGGCGAUGGAAACAGUACGGGAGGAAGCGAUUGUUGAUAUUAAAUAUCUCGCUGGGCGGUCGAAUAAUUUCGGCACACAAACGUCAGCUUAAAAUCCCUGGGAACUCUCGCCAAAGAUCAUCAAAGCGUUUUGUUUUUAUUGGAGAGAAUCCAGGUCCUUCAGCACAGCAAAUUACUACUACCAGCGGCAAUAGCAAUGGCAGUAACAUCACCGAUGGCCCUAGUUGUGGCAACAAAAGAAAAAGGGAAGAGGAGGAUGGUUCCGAUUCGGAUUCGGACUUUUAUGGUUUCCCGGCCGACUCCUUUUUGUACGAUAGGGAACAGGUUCCUUCAAUGGACUUUUCUCCUGAUAAUGUACAGUCGGAACGAAUCGAGAGUAAGAGGAGUACGAAAGAGCAUACACUUAAUGGCAACCAUGAGCCCGUUUCGGAAAGGAACAUUCGAACCAUACCAGAUACAGUUGUGCAUAGAAAUAGUAGAAGAAAUUUGAAGAAGCGGAGAAAACCCUAUCUGUAUUAUUAGUUUGUGUUAUUCCUUUGAAUUAUCGAAUUUAAAGUUAUUAUUGGAUAAUAUUUCGAAUUUGCAAGCAUGUAAACUAGUUUACUAUCUGAAAUAUCAGCUCUGAUUUUAUUGUAAUUUUAAUUAUAUAGUUUGAUUUAUUUUUAUAUAAUAUUCAAGUAUUAUCUCAAGGGGAAAAGUACUGUGGUAGCAAGGCGAAAAGCUACCACCAUCCGGUAAAAUAGGAAAACCCACUAUACGGGUGCUCAGAGCGUAAGCAAGAAUUAAGAGAGCUGAGUGAAACAUGAGCUCAAGAUAAUUGUAUAUAUUUGAAAUAAACAGUUCUACUUUGACUUGUAACCAAA